Messenger RNA from Octodon degus (degu), 899 nucleotides. It is a transcript of the gene Elane, whose product is annotated as elastase, neutrophil expressed. The coding region runs from base 7 to 810 and encodes 267 amino acids. Gene Ontology annotation, biological process: proteolysis; acute inflammatory response to antigenic stimulus. The transcript is spliced from 5 exons. NCBI's taxonomy places the organism in Eukaryota, Metazoa, Chordata, Mammalia, Rodentia, Octodontidae. The record is from RefSeq and is a predicted model, not a curated record. Gene Ontology annotation, molecular function: serine-type endopeptidase activity.
CCCAUCAUGACCCGAGGCCACCGAGUCCCCAGGCCUGCCCUCACCCAUGUGCUGCUGGGCCUGCUGCUGGCUGGGCCUGCACUGGCCUCAGAGAUCGUAGGGGGCCGCCCAGCACGGCCCCACUCCAGGCCCUACAUGGUGUCACUGCAGCGGAGCGCAAGGCACUUCUGCGGAGGGACCCUGAUCGCCAGGAACUUUGUGAUGUCGGCUGCGCACUGUGUGAAUGGCCUAAACUUCCAGUCAGUGCAGGUGGUGCUGGGUGCGCAUAACCUGCAGCGGAGGGAGCGUACCCGGCAGAUCUUUGCUGUGCAGCGGAUCUUUGAGAACGGCUUCGACCCCUCGAUGCUACUCAAUGACAUCGUGAUUCUCCAGCUCAAUGGGUCGGCCACGAUCAAUGCUAACGUCCAGGUGGCCCAGCUGCCUGCCCAGGGCCGUGGUGUGGAGAACGGGGCACGGUGCCUGGCCAUGGGAUGGGGCCGCUUGGGCACGAACCGCCCAACCCCAAGUGUCCUGCAGGAGCUCAAUGUGACUGUGGUGACAUCCCAGUGUCGCCGCCGUGUCAAUGUCUGCACCCUGGUGCCUCGGCGCCGUCGGGCUGGAAUCUGCUUCGGUGACUCCGGUGGCCCCUUGGUCUGCAAUGGUCUUGUCCAAGGAAUCGAUUCCUUCAUCCGCGGUGGCUGUGGCUCGGGCUUAUACCCAGAUGCCUUUGCCCCCGUGGCAGAGUUCAUAGACUGGAUCAACUCCAUCAUCCGCCGUGGCCAGCACAGCCCCCAAGACCACCCCAGAGUACCUUCGAGUAGGACCCGUUAGGAACGGGCCACCUCCACCUCUUCACCUCGAGUGCCCGUGACAGUACCCCUUACAUCUAGCACAAUAAAAGUCACUCUGUUUUGUACAGC